Parathielavia appendiculata is the source of this 1821-nucleotide messenger RNA. RefSeq names its product gamma-glutamyltranspeptidase. The transcript is spliced from 4 exons. Bases 1 to 1821 code for a protein of 606 amino acids. Lineage: Eukaryota; Fungi; Ascomycota; Sordariomycetes; Sordariales; Chaetomiaceae. The record is from RefSeq and is a predicted model, not a curated record.
AUGCCCCUCCCUACGUCGUCCGUGUAUCCGCCGCCGUCUGGCGAGUUCAUGAAAUGGCCCAGCCGGAGGAGUGUCGUGCACAGUACCAAGGGCAUCGUGGCAUGCACCCAGCCCCUAGCAGCAAAGUGCGGCAUUGAUAUUCUCAAUGCCGGCGGCAAUGCUGCCGAUGCCGCCGUGGCAGUAGCUGCCGGCCUCAACAUGACGGAACCCACGUCAACAGGCAUCGGCGGGGACAUGUUCUGCCUCUACUACGAUGCCAAAACGCGCACCGUAUCAGCCCUGAACGGUUCCGGGCGGUCAGGCGCCAAGUGCACGGUCGAGACGAUCCGCAAGAGCCUCGGGCUGGCCGACGACGUCAUCGGUGACAUUCCCAUGAUGAGCGUCCACGCUGUGACUGUCCCGGGUGCCGCUGCCGGAUGGGUCGACGCGGUCCAGCGCUUCGGCAGCGGCAAGCUGAGCCUCGAGCAAAUUCUGGCGCCCGCGGUCGAGCUUGGCGAGAAGGGGUUUCCUGUGUCUGAGGACACCGCCUUCUUUUGGCAACGUGGCGAGGCGCUCCUGCGCAAGGCGUCCCCCAACUUUGCCGAGAUGCUCAAAGCCGAUCCGUCCGCCCCUGAUGGUGUCCGCGCGCCGAAAGCGGGAGAUACCAUCAAGCUCCCCAACCUAGCCCGCACUUUCCGCACCCUCGCGACAGAAGGGAAGAAGGGUUUCUACUCUGGGCGCAUCGCCGAAGAGAUCGUCAAGGUGGUUCGAGACCGGGGAGGCCACCUCGAGCUGGCGGAUCUGCAACACCACCUCGAAACCGGCAGCGAGCCCGUCGACCCCAUCUCGCUCAAAUUUCGCGGCCAAGGCAAUGGCUCCUCGGCCAACGGCGGCGUCGAGCUCUGGGAGCACCCGCCUAACGGUCAGGGGAUCGUCGCGCUGAUGGCCCUCGGCAUCAUCCAAGAGCUCGAAGCCCAACAGAGAAUCCCAACGUUCACAGCCGCCGACCACAACACGGCCCCCUACCUCCACGCAAUUAUCGAAUCUCUGCGCAUAGCGUUUGCUGACGCAGGUUGGUUCGUAACCGACCCGUCCACCACGACGGUCCCCACAGCCUCCCUCAUAUCCCAGCCCUACCUCGCCUCGCGCGCCGCGCUCUUCGACCCCUCCCGCGCAAGCGACAUCCUCCGGCACGGCGAUCCCUUCCCCUCGCCGGCGCUCCGGUCCAGUGACACAGUCUACUUCGCCGUGUCCGACAGCCAAGGAAACGCUAUAUCCUUUAUCAAUUCAAACUAUGCCGGCUUCGGCACGGCCGUGGUGCCGCGCGGAUGCGGCUUCACCCUCCAGAACCGCGGCGCAAACUUCAGCCUCGACCCCAACCACCCCAACGCCCUCGCCCCGCGCAAGCGGCCCUACCACACCAUCAUCCCGGGCCUCGUGACCAACCUCGCCGACGGCUCGCUGCACAGCGUGUUUGGCGUCAUGGGCGGGUUCAUGCAGCCGCAGGGCCACGUGCAGGUGCUGCUGGGCCAGCUGGUCGGCGGGUUGAGUCCGCAGCAGGCUCUCGACGCGCCGAGGGUGUGUAUCGGCGCGGGGAUGGCGGAUGUCGGCGAGGUGUUUGACCGGACGGUGUACGUCGAGGAGGGAAUGCCUGCGGAGACGAUCAGGGGGUUGAGGGAGCUGGGCCAUAGGGUGGAAGUCUUGGGCAGGUGGGGUGGCAAGGGGAGGCAGAUGUUUGGGAGAGGGCAGAUCAUACGGUGGACGGUGGACGAGGUGGAUGGAACGGGAUUGUGGUCGGCGGGGAGUGAUAUGCGCGGGGACGGGGCGGCGUAUCCGGCGUGA